AUGUGUGUUUGUGUGAGUAAGACCCUAAAAAUUUUCUUUUUGGUGAUAGUUCUGUUGGCAGAUAGAUGUGUUUGUUGGAUCAAUGGGGUGAAUAUGACUAAAGAUGUGAAAAGAAAAAUUACCAAACCAAAGAGAUCCACUAAAAACCAGUUAGUCCUUCCGUUUUUGAAACCUUCGUUGAGUAACAAAUUACACGUGUUAUUUAUAGGAUUUAAUGCUGGAGAGAAAUCAGCUUUAAAGCAGCAUCGAUAUGCACAUCACACAAACCAGUUCUGGAAAUUAUUUAAUGAGAGCAAUUUACUAGAAAAAGUAACAACAUCACAGAACAUCACAAAAGAUGAUACACUAGAGAAAUUACUACUGCAUGGUUGCAAAGCAGUUCAUGAUUAUCAUUUAGUUAAUUAUGGUAUUGGAUUCACUAGUCUUGUUGAAAGAUCUACCAAAAAUACUCUGGAGCUAGGAAUAACUGAAAAAUUAGAAAGUGUACCACGGUUGCUUAAGGAAUGGAAUGAAUCAAAUGCUGUUGAAAUUGUAAUAUUAGGAAAAGGCAUAUGGGAUGUUAUCGUGACGUUCUUUAGUCGAAAGCUAAACGUUAAAUUCAAAUUAAAUGCUAUAGAGUUUAAAUGGGGAGAGGUGGGUAAAACUCAUGAACAUGAAAUUUAUAAUUUGAUACUUGAUUCUAUACAUGAUUGUAUUCCCAAAUCAAGUAAGAUACAUGUAUUCCCAGACACUUCAGGAUUAGUGCGUCAUUUUAAAUAUGAAGAUAAACUAGAUUUAUGGAAAGAUUUUGUACAUAGACUAUAA
Messenger RNA from Candida tropicalis MYA-3404, 804 nucleotides. Its product is annotated as mismatch-specific DNA-glycosylase. Gene Ontology annotation, molecular function: mismatch base pair DNA N-glycosylase activity. The transcript has a single exon. NCBI's taxonomy places the organism in Eukaryota, Fungi, Ascomycota, Pichiomycetes, Serinales, Debaryomycetaceae. Gene Ontology annotation, biological process: base-excision repair, AP site formation. The coding region runs from base 1 to 804 and encodes 267 amino acids. The record is from RefSeq and is a predicted model, not a curated record.